Clarias gariepinus (North African catfish) is the source of this 2905-nucleotide messenger RNA. RefSeq names its product EF-hand and coiled-coil domain containing 1 (gene efcc1). Lineage: Eukaryota; Metazoa; Chordata; Actinopteri; Siluriformes; Clariidae. The record is from RefSeq and is a predicted model, not a curated record. Bases 117 to 2030 code for a protein of 637 amino acids. The transcript is spliced from 8 exons. Gene Ontology annotation, molecular function: calcium ion binding.
CAGUGGUUUAUGAGAUGAGGAUGAUGUUCGCCUAAGUAGCUCGUUUGUUUUUCCCCCCUGAAACUGCUAGAUUUAUUAAAUAUAUAAAUGGAGCGGUUCUGAGCGAGACCCGGAGAAUGGAAGCACCAGACGCGGGUGAUCCGUACAGCCGCCCGGCGCGCAGGACACAAUGGAUAGUGAGCACACUGGCUUACCAUUACGGACUGGACCGCGGCGUGGAGAACGAGAUCAUCGUCCUGGCCACUGGUCUGGAUCAGUACCUGCAGGAGAUCUUUCACCACCUGGACUGCCAGGGCGACGGCAGGAUCCCGGCCGAAGAUUUCCAGAUCCUGUGUGAGAUCCUGGGGCUGAAUAAAGAGACGGAGUCGGAGGAGUGCAUGGAGGUUCUGGACAGCUUGCCGAGCGAAUUCAGUUUCCGCCAGUUCCACGCCAAGCUCUGCGGAUACUUCAGCACCAAAGCUGGGAGCCAUUACGAGGACGGCCGGCUGCUGGUGGCCAGAGAGAGCGAGCACAUCGAGACGCAGAUCCGCCUGCGGAGCCCGAUGAGGCGCAGAGAGACGCUGCUCAGCCCGGGCCCGGGGAGGCGCACCAGUGACUCCACUACCGCGUCCGACCAACACAGUCCGGGAUGCAGACAAGGGUCGUGCACACGCGAGUGUUAUGAGGACAUUGUGGCUUUGGAGGAAGCGGAGGACAGGAUAGCCAAGCUGGAGGAGGAAAACGCAAGUCUGCGGGAGUUGGUGGAGGACAUGCGUGCGGCUCUUCAGAGCAGUGAUGCGCGCUCUUUAGCCCUGCAAGUUGGACUGUGGAAGAGUCAUCUGAAACACAGGCCAGACAGCGGAUGCUUUGUUGCCCGUCAGACGCGCAUUGCUCAAAAAUCCACCAUUCAGAGCAGUAAGAAAAGACUUCAGGAUAUUUUUACAGAAACAGAACUGACCCAGAAUUCUGCACAGAUUGAGGAUGUCCUGCUUUUGAACAAGAAACUGGAACAGGAACUGCAUGUUUCUCGGGAGGCUGUGCUGUUGCUAGAGGAAUGCAACAGAACCCUGAAAAAGGAGCAGGCAGAGAUGAGGAAAAAGGUGGAGGAAGCCAGGGAGGCUCUGCUCAACGGCUUGAGCAAAGUGAAAGAGCUAGAAGCCAAAGCCGGCCACGUUCCAGUCCUGCAAAGACACGUGCAACAGCUGGAGAUGGAACUUCUUUAUUACAGGGCCGAGGUCCCUAAGUCGCCUGUGUCUAAUGUAUUCAGCAGCACAGACGAGCUGCCCUACAGGAGCAAAAUGCGCCGGAGCAGCCGAUGUUGUCUGGACACACAACGAGAUCGUGGCUCUCCAACAGGCCAUGCAGAGACCAGUCAUGACAACAUGGAGGAGCAGCUCUUCCGCUCAGUGGAGGGUCAGGCAGCGUCAGAUGAAGAGGAGGAGAGGUGGACAGGAGAGCAGCAGAGACAAGUGGAUGAGGUGAAGAGAAUUCUCACCCGGCUCUCCUGCUGUGGAGACAGGUGUGAUGAGAGGGCUCUGAAGAAGCUGCUAUCUCAUUGGGGCGAGUCGUGGGCAGAGGAGAGCCACACUGCUGUUCUGCAGCUGUUAGAAAGAGUGACUCGUCUCCAUAAACAGCUGGAGCUGAGAGAAAGCCAGGCUUGGAGGGCAGACACUGACCCUGAGCAGGUAAAGGACUCAUUAGUGCAAGAGCUUCAGCAGAAGGCUGAGGAGACAGAGCUCCUCCACAGAGAACUGCAGAUGCUGGAGACAGAGAGGGUGCGUCUGUCUUUGGUUGAGGAAAAGCUAAUGGAUGUGUUGCAGCUCCUCCAACAACUCAGAGAUUUGAAUGUAUCAAGAAGGUCCCUGGGGAAGAUCUUACUGAGUACGUUGGAGUCUUGCAGUGAUCCCCAUCAUGGCAAGGCUCAUAUUCUGGAGGUGCUGAAUGCUCUUUGUCAUGAACUAGCUGCAUGUGAGAUCCUAUCAAACAGUGGCACGUCGGAGAACCCACAAAGUCACUCAUCUCUCUCUAACUCACUUCUUAUCUCCUGCUGAGCAGCUGGCAAGACUUUGGAAGAGAAGCUUCUGCAGGGAUGUCAUUUGUGCUCUCUGUGUUUUGUCUUUUGUUUAUAUUUCUGUGUUGAGUUUGUAUUUUUACUGUACAUGAAGUAAGGGCUCACGGUUGCCCAGAUAAGCUAAGUCAGACUUGGCUUAACAUAUUAAGCUAACCUAGGUAUCCUUGUCUGUGAAAUGAAUUAUAUUACUAAUAUGUGUUUAAGGGUGGCGCGAUGAUGCAGAGUGUAUAGCAUUGCCACCUUAUAGCUUCAGGGUUUGCUCUUGAGCUGGUGUUCCUCUCUGUUUGAAGUAUGUUCUCCCUGUGCCAGUGUGGGUUUUUCUCUGGGUUCUCAGGUUUUCUCCCACCUUAUUAAAACAUUAGGAGGUGUGCAUUGUUUCCUCCCUCAUGCUCAUUGUUGACAAGGUUAUCCACCACAAGCCAACUUGGAUGAAGCAGUAACUGAAAAUUAGGGCUUAAUUAAAUCAAGUUUCUUCAAAAUACAUCAGGAUUUAUGCCACAAAAAAUGAAAAUUCUACUAUUAUUGUUAUGAAAAUAUUACAUUAUGUGUUACUUUUUGACCACCUUUACAAUUUACACUCCAUGGAAAUGCAAAGUGAGAAAAGGACAGCAGGUAAAAUAAACCCAGAAUUGUUGGCAUCCUAAAUAAAAAAUAAUUAAACAUCAAUUAUGAUAUCUUAUUAGAAAUUGGAAUAGCCAUGUUAAAGCAUUCAUUUUGUGUAUUGAAACCUUUUUUGUGUUCAUUUUAAAUGAUCAUUAUCUUGUUUUUAUGCUGUUGUUCCGCAUAAGAGCUAUCAUGGGUGAUUUAACACACUGUUUAUUAUGCUUAUCUUUUGUAAUUUUUAAGAGUAACAAU